GAGCCGGGCCGCGGUGAGCCGGGCCGUAUUAAACGAUAUCCUCUUUACCCGCUUUCCCCGUCGGCCUCACCUCUGAAUUCCCUCUCCGAUCUCCGCUUUUAAAAACCUCGGAGGGUUUUGGGCUCGGUGGUCGAGUGGGAUGGAGAUGGAGGUGUCGAGGCCGCUGAAUCUGAGAUGCUCGGUCCAAAAGUACGAUUGGGGGAAGUUAGGCGAGGAGUCGAGGGUUGCGAGGCUUUUCUCGCGGAAUUCGGAGGCGGAGAUCGAGCCGGAGCGGCCCUACGCCGAGUUCUGGAUGGGGACUCACGAGUCCGGGCCUUCGUUCGUGGUCCCGGGCGAGUCGGGGAGCCCUGACUCGGAGCCGGUGACUCUCAGGAAGUGGAUUCUGGACAACCCUGGCUUUCUUGGAGAGAAGGUCGUGGACAGAUGGGGGAGCGAACUCCCCUUCCUGUUCAAGGUUUUAUCAGUGGCGAAGGCUUUGUCGAUACAAGCACACCCAGAUAAGGAAUUGGCGAGGGUGCUGCACAGGAUGCGGCCGAGUAUAUAUAAGGAUCCUAACCAGAAGCCGGAGAUGGCGAUUGCCCUCACCGAUUUCACGGCCCUUUGCGGGUUUGUCAGCAUUGAGGAGCUUAAGGAUGUGCUUGCAGGUGUACCAGAGAUUGUAGAGCUGAUUGGUGAUGAAAAUGCAAGCAAGGUUCUGAAUAUUAAAGAGCAAGAUGGAUACAUGGAAGUAAAAUCCAUUCUGCGGUCAAUCUUCACUAAGGUUAUCUCUGCAAGUAAAGAGGCAGUUUCUGAAUUGCUGUCCAAACUAAAAUGCCGCUUGAAUGUGGAGCAUAAGAUUAGGAUGUUGACAGAAAAGGAACAGCUAGUAUUACUAUUAGAGAAGCAGUAUCCAGCUGAUGUUGGAGUUAUAUCAGCAUUUUUCUUUAAUUAUGUGAAACUUAGUCCUGGUGAAGCGCUGUAUAUUGGUGCAAAUGAACCCCACGCUUAUAUUUCUGGUGACUGUAUUGAAUGCAUGGCUACAUCAGAUAAUGUUGUGCGAGCUGGCCUGACUCCCAAGUACAGAGAUGUGCAGACUCUUUGUUCUAUGCUGACAUAUAAACAAGUUUGUAUUCCUUAUCAUCUUUCCUUGGGCUUUCCAGAAAUUUUGCAAGGGACUCCCUUAACUCAUUACAUUUCAAGGUAUACACCGCCAUUUGAUGAAUUUGAGGUUGAUUGCUGCUUGCUUCCGCUACAAGAGUCUGUGGUGUUCCCUGCCAUUCCCGGCCCAUCUAUUUUUGUUAUUGUAGAUGGGGAGGGAAGAAUGCGGAUGGGUUCUGCAAGUGAUGAAGUAAUGGUCACGGAGGGCCAUGUAUACUUUGUGCCUGCUCAUAGUGAGAUUGGGCUAACUGCUGCUCCUGCUGGACCAUUGCAACUAUAUAGAGCCGGGGUGAACAGCAGAGUUCUUUGAUCGGAUAGCAUUCAUGUUUGAUAUCUGGAUAGGCAGUCGUGAAAGCACAGGCGCGGGGACACACUUGCACACAUAGCCCAUAUGUGCAUGAGACUCGUGAAUCUGUUAGUUGGUUCACUUUGUGUCAGCUGUAGGAGUCUUGCAUCAUUGACUGGUUAUUCAGUUAAUUUCUCAAAAUCGGAUGAGAUUCAAGAGACCAGAAUAUUUAGUUUGAAGCAGUUUUGCUUGUAUAAUUCCUAUUUUUGAACAUAAGUGCUAGCAUGCUGAUAUUUAUUUGGUGGUUCAACAUGGAGGAAAAGAAGGGUUAUAAAUGAAUCACCUGCUUCCAGUCUGUUACUGUCGGGGGAAAAAGAAAUUUGGGCCACUCUUACCAAAAUCAGGCUUAGAUUGGAAAAUUUUGGCCUGUUUUAUAUAUGGGUUGGCAUCUCAAGUUGAUCUGAAAUUAAUGUGGUAUGUUUUUCCCCACUCACUUUGCACGCCCUUGAAUUUAAGAAAUUAAGGUGCUAUCAGAAGUUAUUGGUAUGUAGUUUAUAA
Molecule: messenger RNA, 1981 nt
Organism: Phoenix dactylifera (date palm)
Lineage: Eukaryota; Viridiplantae; Streptophyta; Magnoliopsida; Arecales; Arecaceae
Product: mannose-6-phosphate isomerase 2-like
Biological process (GO): carbohydrate metabolic process; GDP-mannose biosynthetic process
Cellular component (GO): cytosol
Molecular function (GO): mannose-6-phosphate isomerase activity; zinc ion binding
Source: RefSeq, a predicted model, not a curated record